Lacerta agilis (Sand lizard) is the source of this 1006-nucleotide messenger RNA. It is a transcript of the gene RERG, whose product is annotated as RAS like estrogen regulated growth inhibitor. The record is from RefSeq and is a predicted model, not a curated record. NCBI's taxonomy places the organism in Eukaryota, Metazoa, Chordata, Lepidosauria, Squamata, Lacertidae. The coding region runs from base 224 to 823 and encodes 199 amino acids. The transcript is spliced from 5 exons. Gene Ontology annotation, molecular function: GTP binding; GTPase activity.
ACCGGUUCCCUACGCUGCCGCAGCGCCGCAGGCUCGCCGGGCUGGAGGCGGGCGGGGAAAGACCUGACCUCAAGGGGCCGCCUCCCGAAGCGCAGGCUGAGCGAGGCCCUGCUUGAAAAUCACAAUGGCAUGGUAAGGCGGAAGAAAGGACUUGGCCAUUCAACCUUCGUGCCAGCUUGGUUCAGCCAGUGACGUUUCCGCCAGCCUCCAUUUUCUCCCCACCAUGGCUAAGAGCGCAGAAGUGAAACUGGCUAUCUUUGGCCGAGCCGGAGUGGGAAAGUCAGCUCUUGUGGUGCGUUUUCUGACCAAACGGUUCAUAUGGGAGUACGAUCCAACUCUUGAGUCCACUUACCGUCAUCAGGCCACAAUUGACGAUGAAGUUGUUUCUAUGGAAAUACUAGACACAGCUGGGCAGGAGGAUGCCAUUCAGAAGGAAGGCCAUGUGCGAUGGGGCGAGGGCUUUGUGCUGGUCUAUGACAUCACCGACAGAGGGAGCUUUGAAGAAGUCCUGCCACUUAAGAACUUGCUGGACGAAGUUAAAAAACCCAAGAAUGUUACCUUGAUCCUAGUUGGAAACAAAGCAGACCUGGACCACUCGAGGCAGGUCAGCACCGAAGAAGGGGAAAAGCUGGCCACCGAUCUAGCCUGUGCAUUUUACGAGUGCUCUGCUUGUACAGGGGAAGGCAACAUCAUGGAGGCCUUUUAUGAGCUUUGCCGGGAAGUGCGGCGCCGGAAGAUGGUCCAGGGCAAGACCCGGAGACGGAGCUCCACCACUCACGUCAAGCAAGCAAUCAACAAGAUGCUCACCAAAAUCAGCAGCUAAAAUAAUUCGCUUGUUUCGUUAAUAUAGAACAUCUCAACUGAGGUGGGGUGAGAAUGCCGGGUUGUAGGCAAUCAACAAGAUGGUCAAAGCUUUGCUCUUCCCUACACCCCCAAAACCAUCACAUCACUCUUCCUGAAAUUAAGAGAAGCAAAACAGGUUUUUGGAGUUGGAGCAAUUACCAAA